Messenger RNA from Kockovaella imperatae, 801 nucleotides. RefSeq lists its product as hypothetical. The coding region runs from base 51 to 740 and encodes 229 amino acids. The transcript has a single exon. Lineage: Eukaryota; Fungi; Basidiomycota; Tremellomycetes; Tremellales; Cuniculitremaceae. The record is from RefSeq and is a predicted model, not a curated record.
UGUCGAGAUAUCUUCGAUGUCUGCUAGUGGCCCACGGCUCUCUCGCCAAGAUGUCUACAACCACACAAUGGGCUAUACGAGACUAUAUCCCUCGGCAUGAGAAUUGGCCCUAUACUGCUGCCGAUUUUCAACGCAUGGACGAGUUCCCAGAUGGUGAAUUCUAUAGCAACCCAAGAUUAUGCACGCACAUAGACGAUCAGGCGAUCCACACAUUGAGUCAAUACUAUGACGCUGUCUUACCUCGCAAGGGCCGUAUACUCGACUUUUGCUCCAGUUGGGUCAGUCACUUCCCACCGGAUCUCGAAGUUGCAGCCAAAUCCGGCAGCCUUCACGUGGUGGGCAUGGGGAUGAGUCAGGUAGAAUUAGAUCGCAAUCCUGUCCUAUCCACGCGUAUAGUUCAAGACCUGAAUGCGGAGCCGGCGAUCCCCAUGACGGACCCUCUCGACGCCGCGACCUGCGUCGUAUCUAUUGAUUACCUCACUCAACCCGUCAAGGUCCUCGAAUCGAUCCGCGAUCGACUCGUCCCAGGUGGUCAAGUUCACCUCGUCAUCAGUAAUCGAUGCUUCCCAACCAAAGUCGUCGGGCGCUGGCUACGUGUGAGCGAGUCGGAGAGGCUAGAGAUGGUCGGAGACUAUCUUCACUUUGCGGGGUACGAACGAAUCGAGGUGGUCACACUGACCGAUGGGUCUGGAUGGAGAGAUCCGCUGUGGGUCGUGAGGGGAAAGAGAGCGGAGAGCUGAGAUCAAGAGAGCUGAGAGCUCUGCUAACAUUUGCAUACAUCAAGCUGCACUCCUGUCACAA